This is a messenger RNA of Sinocyclocheilus anshuiensis, 1780 nucleotides long. Its product is annotated as Usher syndrome type-1G protein homolog. The transcript has 4 exons. The record is from RefSeq and is a predicted model, not a curated record. Bases 115 to 1584 code for a protein of 489 amino acids. Lineage: Eukaryota; Metazoa; Chordata; Actinopteri; Cypriniformes; Cyprinidae. Gene Ontology annotation, molecular function: protein binding.
UGCCUGCAGUUCCUCGAGUGGAGACGCUAGAAGCGCACGUGAAAUCUCGCCAUACCCGCACAAUGCACGCCAAAUGACCGUCCGUGAGCCGGGUCAGAGGGUUCAGCCGCCGCCAUGAACGACAAAUACCACCGGGCGGCUCGAGACGGUCACCUGCACCUGCUGAAAGAGGCGACGCGCAAAGAUCUGAACGCACCGGAUGAGGAUGGAAUGACGCCGACGCUCUGGGCCGCGCACCACGGCAACCUGGACGCACUCAGACUGGUGAUGGCACGAGGAGGAGAUCCAGAUAAAUGUGAUAUUUGGGGAAACACUCCUCUUCACCUGGCAGCAGCUAAUGGCCAUCUCAACUGUCUGUCCUUUCUGGUGUCAUUUGGCACCAAUGUGUGGUGCUUGGACAAUGACUACCACACACCACUGGACAUGGCAGCCUCUAGGAGCCACAUGGACUGUGUGCGAUAUCUGGACACUAUCGCCGCCAAACAGAUCACCAUCAAUCCCAGACUGGUGAGCAAAUUAAAGGACCGUGCCUUCCGUAAUGCAGAAAAACGCAUUAAGGACUGUGAAAAGCUUCAGCGCAGGCAUCACGAACGCAUGGAGAAGCAUUUCUUGAGAGAGAGUGCUGCAAUGGACACGUCAGAUACAAUGAGUUACAGCAGUUUCAGCAGCACCCUGAGUCAAAGGCUCCCUCAGUUCAACACCCUCGACUCCAACAUGACAUACUCACAGGCAACGCUUCAGUCCACAACUAGAGGCCGGACCAAGAUUCAGCGGCGUCUUGAGAAGAAGAAGCAAGGUGAUGGAACAUUCAAGAUAUCCGAAGAUGGGCGCAGGAGUGUUCGCUCGCUCUCUGGUCUUCAGCUGGGCAAUGAUGUCAUGUUCUUGAAGCAGGGUACGUAUGUCGACCGACGACAGCAGUCCAGCCCUCGGCUCAACAUCCGUAACAUGUUUUCUGGUAAACAGGACAUCAGGCCAGAUGAUGAUGACGAUGAGGUAGACACUGUUUCCCGGGCUCUCAGUGAUCCAGGUCUGUAUGAUGCUGCAUACUCCGAAAUAAGUACAGACUCGGGUCGGGACUCAUUGUUCAACCGCCCAGGACUCGGUACCAUGGUAUUCCGUCGGAAUUAUGUGACUGAUGGGUUGUUCCGAAUGGGACGGAAUGAGGGCAGUGUGGUGGGGAGUGAACCAGUGGGACGGGUCCCGAAUGUCCGCUUACGGGGGAGAUUGCCGCUGCGAUCACCCAGUCUUGAUGAAGGCAGCAUAGGCAGCUCAUUGAGUCUCCAAGAGAAGAACUUGCAGGAUUUGCCAUGGGAGGAAGGAGACCUGGGUUUGGAGGAGGAGGAUGACGAGCUUCAGCCAUCGUCAGGUCCUUUAGAAGUAUUCCUGGCAUCUCAGGGACUGAGUGACUUCCUUUCCAUUUUCCAUAGAGAGCAGAUGGACCUGGAGGCGUUGCUGUUGUGCUCUGAGCAAGACCUCAUUAGCAUCCAUAUCCCACUUGGACCUCGCAAAAAACUACUUGAUGCAUGCAGUAGACGCAACAAUGUUCUGGACGAUGCUGAUGGCAUGCAGGACACUGUGCUGUAGAGUGUAUGUAUGUCUGUUAUUGACUGUUCCAAAACCUAGUGUACUUUAUUUGCUGCCUGCAUUAAGGCAGCAUCCUAGAUGAACUGUAUCCUUGUGUCUACAUAGGCAGCAACUCAACAUGCCACACAGAUAGCACUUCAUGCAAAGUGCAUGGGAUACUUGUCCAUUUCUUCCAUGUAUUGGACAAGUCUUCCAG